Messenger RNA from Cricetulus griseus (Chinese hamster), 3367 nucleotides. NCBI's taxonomy places the organism in Eukaryota, Metazoa, Chordata, Mammalia, Rodentia, Cricetidae. The record is from RefSeq and is a predicted model, not a curated record.
GGACGCAUGGAAUACCUCGUGAAAUGGAAGGGCUGGUCGCAGAAGUACAGCACGUGGGAGCCCGAAGAAAAUAUCCUGGAUGCUCGCUUGCUUGCAGCCUUUGAGGAAAGGGAACGGGAGAUGGAGCUCUAUGGCCCCAAAAAGCGAGGACCCAAGCCCAAAACCUUUCUUCUCAAGGCCCAGGCCAAGGCAAAGGCCAAAACGUAUGAAUUCAGAAGUGAUUCUGCCAGAGGCAUCCGGAUCCCUUACCCAGGCCGAUCACCCCAGGAUUUGGCAUCUACUUCCAGGGCCCGAGAGGGCCUUCGGAACACAGGUCUAUCCCCACCGGGGAGCAGCACCAGUGCCUGCAGGACAGAUCCACCUCGGGAUCGAGAAAGAGGUGCCAGUCGAAUAGAUGACAAGCCCAGCUCACCGGGGGACAGCUCCAAGAAGCGGGGACCCAAGCCCCGGAAGGAGCUCCUGGACCCUUCACAGAGGCCCUUGGGAGAGCCCAGUGAUGGCCUUGGAGAAUACCUCAAAGGCAGGAAGCUGGAUGACACCUCUUCUGGGACAGGAAAAUUCCCAGCAGGCCACAGCGUGAUCCAGCUUGCUCGAAGGCAGGACUCAGACCUGGUACAAUAUGGUGUGACCAGUCCUAGCUCGGCAGAGGCCUCGGGCAAGUUGUCUGUGGACACCUUUCCAGCCAGGGUGAUCAAACACAGGGCUGCUUUCCUGGAGGCCAAAGGCCAAGGUGCCCUGGAUCCUGGUGGCCCCAGGGUUCGACAUAGUUCAGGUACCCCAGGCUCAGUGGGGAGCCUGUAUCGGGACAUGGGGACUCAAGGGGGAAGGCCCUCCCUCAUCGCCAGGAUCCCAGUGGCCAGAAUCUUGGGUGACCCAGAGGAAGAGUCUUGGAGCCCCUCCUUGACUAACCUGGAGAAGGUGGUUGUCACAGAUGUGACCUCAAACUUUUUGACCGUCACCAUUAAGGAGAGUAACACGGACCAAGGCUUCUUUAAGGAGAAAAGAUGAAUUCCUGGGGGUGGGGAGCCCAGGACCAGAACAGGGGAGAGUGAGCUCAAACGUGGCUUAGUGCUUUUUAUUUCUGGGUGGCUGUUGCCUUCUGGCUGGUCCUGUCCUUAACUUUACACCCUCUUUCCCAAGUCCCUUUCAUUCCUCCUUUCUCAGUUCUGGUUGGAAAUUAUCUAGAGUUCUAUUUUCUAUUAGAUGUAAAUAUGUUAUUUAAGAAAAAUAUCUAAAUAUAUAUAUUUCAACUCUUGAAGUUCUUUUAUUUAAACAAGGAGAGAGAGAGAUUGUGGUUUGAUAGAGGCAGACAGACUGAGUCGUACAGGAGGGGACCUGUCCAGAAGGGUGCUAGGAGAGGUGGGGGCCUGGGCACCGGGAUUCUGGAGGGAUUGUGAAGGGACCCAGCCGGCCCACCUCCUCCUUCCACCGCCGGAUUCCCAGUGCCAGACUCCUGGCACCCAGGCAGGAUUUUUGCUUUCCUUCCCAUUGGCCAGCUAGGCCAACAAAAGGUUGGCUUCCCAAUCAGAAAAAGGGGGUGGGGUCAGCCCAGUUUUCUUUUUUCUAUCUUCUUGCUUCUUUCUCUCUUUUUCUUUUUAAAGAUUAAGACGACUAUUAGGGAAAAAAGUAUUAAAUAACUUUUUUUGCGCGUGUUGUUGAAGGUAAAAGAGGUUGCGAGUGGGUGUGGCGCAGUUCUCCCAUGACCACACAAGGAGAUGCACUUUAUGGGGGGUGUGAGUGCCGUACACGCGGAUUGUGUGUGUGCCAUGUGGACAAAAAUCUCUCCACCCCCUCGAUUCCUCCCCUUACUUUCCAGAGAGAAAAAGAAAUCCAGCGAAUUUGUUUACAUUCCCGAAAUGCCAGGAUAUAUUGGGAGGAUUGCGUGUCAGUGCCCAGAGCACCAGACAGUUGUUUUGCAAGAAAAAUGUUCAGGCGGACUUUUCUUUUGCGAGUCCUCUAACUUUGGCAGAAGACAGGGCGGCCCACCUCCCAGGAAGACUUGGACAAGCCUGGUUCGUCGGGGGAGGGUGGGACGAACGGCCGCCUGGCCACUCCACGGGGCUGGCGACAGGCUGCGCUCCAGGCUGGUCGGGCUGGGCGCAGGGGUCGCAGCCUGAGUGGAACUUGGUCAGGUGGGGCUCGGGGCGGAAGGGAUCGCCUGGGUUCCCAUCCAAGAAUGUGCGUUAGAAGUUUAGUGCCCCCGCCUUCCCCUUUCUUAAAAAGUAAAAGCUGUAAUUUAUAGUCCUUUUCGAUUCUCGGAGUGCUCGCUAAAUGAACUCGACUCAACGUUCAGACUCCGCGGAAGGGGGCGGGGGAGCGCGAGGUGGAGAGGGGCGCGACCAGGGACAACAGGAGCCCCGCGACCCUCUGCGCCCCUGGUCCUGGCCCACUACAGACGGCGCCACGCGCAGCUCGGACUCAAAAGCACAAAUCUGUCCCGCAGCCUAGGUCGCCCCUUUCAGCAGGGAUCUUGCGGCCUCUCCGCCCUCCCCGCCCUUAAAGGGCCAGCAGGCGAUCUAACUUCCAGGGCUUUUGCAGGGAGGGGAGAAAGACUCUGCUUGUGGGACAAAGCACAGACUUGGGAGGUGGGGGACUCUGGGCUGGGUUAGAGAAGCCUGGUAAUGGGGGGAUACUGAGAGGGACUCCAGUCUCGUCCUACGUACUCCUGGUUCCUCGUCUCCAGCGUCUCAGCCUCUCCCCUCCAGACUUUGCCUUUAAAUAGAGGGAGAAAAAAAAAAAAAAAAGGAAAAACGGUGUAUUCUACGUGUGUUUGUUUGUUUUUGAAAAUCAAUUUGCGCCUAAAAGAGAAGCCCCUGGAAUGGGGAUUUUUUUAAUCUGCCCAUAUUUGUAAAACUGGUAUUUUCGACUUUGUAUAAAGAAGCGCCGUUGACUGUGUGUCUGUCUAGAUGUCGACCCUAUUUUCAGGUAAGCCUGUUUUGGAGGGCACAUCUGUGACCAAGUGGACCGUAACUCUGGGACCAGAGUCCCUUACCUGACUGCCGACUUCCUCUCUCUCCUCCCGUCUUUGCUCGAACCUUCCUUCCCUCCAGCCUUCCUGGUUCUGCCCUCACUGCCCCUCGUCCUGCCAUCUGUCCAUGGCCGUUGUGUGUGUCUCCUUAGCUCGCUCUUGAGAGGCUGACCUGGGGGUGGGGUGGGGUGGGCAGGGGUCUGGGGCCACGUGGCUCUGAGUCUGCAACCGUAGAUGGGCAGAACGCGUGUUUAUGAAUUCUCAGAUAUGUACAAAUCUCGAAUUGAUCGCCGCCUCAGCUCAAGAGUGAAACUUCGGUACCCUAUCUUCUUGGGUUGUGAAUGUGUCUGUAUUCAGUAUCACUUUUUAUGUGUUUAAAAUAUAUACUUUGUAAAUAGA